Molecule: messenger RNA, 1645 nt
Organism: Galeopterus variegatus (Sunda flying lemur)
Lineage: Eukaryota; Metazoa; Chordata; Mammalia; Dermoptera; Cynocephalidae
Gene: RELL1
Product: RELT-like 1
Exons: 8
Coding region: 1-978 (325 amino acids)
Biological process (GO): positive regulation of p38MAPK cascade
Cellular component (GO): plasma membrane
Source: RefSeq, a predicted model, not a curated record
AUGAACUGUAGUCAUUUCACACCAGACAAUGGGGGCAGCCACACGUUACACUCCAGAACAGAGACUACCCCAUCGCCCACCAACAGUACUGGGAAUGGACACCCAGAAUAUAUUGCAUAUGCACUUGUGCCCGUGUUCUUUAUCAUGGGGCUCUUUGGCGUCCUCAUCUGCCACCUGCUUAAGAAGAAAGGCUAUCGUUGUACAACAGAAGCCGAGCAGGACAUCGAAGAGGAAAAGGUCGAAAAGAUAGACAAUGGGGGCAGCCACACGUUACACUCCAGAACAGAGACGACCCCAUCGCCCACCAACAGUACUGGGAAUGGACACCCAGAAUAUAUUGCAUAUGCACUUGUGCCCGUGUUCUUUAUCAUGGGGCUCUUUGGCGUCCUCAUCUGCCACCUGCUUAAGAAGAAAGGCUAUCGUUGUACAACAGAAGCCGAGCAGGACAUCGAAGAGGAAAAGGUCGAAAAGAUAGAAUUGAAUGACAGUAUGAAUGAAAAUAGUGACACCGUUGGACAAAUUGUCCACUACAUCAUGAAAAAUGAAGCAAAUGCUGCUGUUUUAAAUGCAAUGGUAGCAGAUAACAGUGUGUGUGAUCCUGAAAGCCCUGUGACCCCCAGCACUCCCGGGAGCCCGCCAGUGAGUCCUGGGCCUUUGUCACCUGGAGGCACCCCAGGGAAACACAUCUGUGGCCACCAUCUGCAUACAGUGGGAGGUGUUGUCGAGAGGGACGUGUGUCAUCGGUGUAGGCACAAGCGAUGGCACUUCAUAAAACCCAGUACCAAGUCCAAAGAGGGCCGGCCAAGACGCCAAGGAGAGGUCACCGUUCUCUCUGUUGGCAGGUUUAGAGUUACAAAAGUGGAACACAAAUCAAACCAGAAGGAGCGGAGGAGUUUGAUGUCUGUUAGUGGGACCGAAAGCGUCAAUGGGGAGGUGCCUGUGACACCUGUGAAGAGAGAACGAAGUGACACAGAGUAGCAGCAGUGACUUUAUUUGAAGAGUUCUAAGAGACUGAAACCUUUCAAGAUAUGAAGUUGCCUAGGGAAUAUUUUUAUAUAUUUUAUACAAUUUCUGUCACGGAGUCAGCAGGCAUGUGGAUAAAAACCUAAAAGGGAAUAGUGUUGCUGUGCUGGAUACAGAAUUCAGUUCGCUUUGAAACAAGUUUUGGUUUAGAAAGUCUGAUGAAAAAUGUAUUACAUUUCCAGGGAAGGAAAGAGUUCAUAUUUAUUUCCCCAGCCAUCCCCCAGCCCCCACCGCUCCCAGCCCCCAUCCUGCCCUUCGUGUACACACUGCAGUGUUUCCAUUAUGACCACUGUGUACAGUGAAACUAUUCAUGUACAGUCGGCGUGUGUGUGCGUGUGUGUGUGUGUUUCUGUUCCCCCAACUCUUCUAUCUCAUUUUGAUACUAGUUGUAAGAAGAUCUUCAUACUUACAGUUUAACUGUUAUAAAAGAUAAAAGAUGAAUCCUUGGUGGUAGAAGGCCCUUGGAAAUAAUCUAGGCCAGCCCUGAGAAAUUAAUCCCCCAAGUGACCAUGGAGUCAGAUGGGACCAGAUGCUAGGCUUUGGAUUCCUAGACCAAGAAUUAAGUGUUAACUCCCGCUACCACCGUGCCACUCCUUGGUCACUUAUUAAAAUAUCAAGAGUG